AAAGGACAACCUCACCAAAAAAUUUCAGUAAAAUACAAAAUAAAUGUUGUUAAGGUGUGUACCUGCAAGUUAUACAGAAGAUGUUAGGACAAAAUUCUCUAUCAUGCUGCCUUUCAUAGUCUUAAAAAUACUUUUCAUUAUACAAAAAUAUCUGUCACAGUCAUUGUGGUAUAAAUAUGCUACUGGUUAAAAUUUAUGUUUUCAUAAACCCAAAAAGUUCUUGUAAGUUCCAGGGAGCUUAAUUAAAGGAUCCACCUUAAACAGGUCAGAUACACACCCUUCUCAAUUCCCUGAUCCUGAAAAAUUUUUCUUCCUAAAUUUAACUUUGUCCUCUGUUCUGUUAAUACCUUGCUAGAUCCAAGAGACACAGGAGAGUUCCAUACCACAAACCCUGGACAGGUGAAAAGUGACCAGCUACCCCAGGAUAUGACCAGCACCCAGUUUUCUCAGGUUCCCCCAAGACAAUGCCCACAAAUAAGCAGGAAGCUGUCUUGAGAAUCCUCCCUCCUGAUUUCUUUAACCUGUUGUGCCUAACUUCCCGCUUUUUCAUUAUAAAAAAGAGAUGGGAAUGUUAUGAUUUACUAGCCUGUCCUGUCACCUGGGUACUCUGUCCCUUUAAGAGGCAAGCCCCACCCACUCCCAACCAUUGCCUUCAACUGAGGCAAGCAGAUCUCUUGCCUCCUGCAUCCCUGAGCUCUCUCUCCUGAAGAGGUUGUUAUUUCCUCCUGUAGCCUGGACACCCGGUGAGCUGUAAGGAAACCUCUCAGGAUCCUCUGAGUGACACCAAGACCCACAGCUGUCAUGGGCUCCACAGAGAGGAAAGGCUUCAUCAUGUCUGUGGUUGAGUAUCUCUGGGAUACAAGGAACACAGAUGCCCUGCAGCUCCUGCCAACUAAAGAGGAAUCUGGAAGAGAACUUGUAGAAAGAGCUGAUUUGUCCAGUUUCUCUCCAUUUAAUUUGAUGUUGGCUGUCGGCUUGUUGUUUAUUGUUUAUAUUAUAUUUAGGACAGAGGAAGAUGCCUUGCAUGAAGCUCAUGGGGAGACCACAGUGGACAAUAAUGGAGACAAUAAAGACGAUCUCCAAAAUGACCUGCAAAUCAGGAAAAGGUUUCUGGAAGUUUAUCCUCAGAUGAAACUGGAGCUUAAGAAGCACAUUGGGAAGCUCCACGCCCUUGCAGACAAGAUUGACAAGGUGCACAGGGACUGCACCAUCACACAUGUGGUGGCCAGCUCCACCGGUGCUGCGUCUGGGGUCCUGACAAUCCUUGGUCUCGCUCUGGCACCUGUGACAGCAGGGGUCAGUCUGGGACUUUCAGCCACAGGCUUGGGGCUUGGGGCAGCAGCAGCUGUGACGAGUGUUUCCACAACCAUCGUGGAAAAGGUAAGCACGAAGUCAGCAGAAGCUAAAGCCAGCCAGGUUCUGACCACGAGUAAGAAUACAGUGAAGGGCAUUGAAGAAGUUGUGGAGAAGAGCACCCAUAGAAUUCCUUUCUCAUCUGUGAGUUCCAUCCGGAACCUGGAAGUCAUCAAGAAUAGCAUCGAUGCCAUCCAGCUGGCCAAAUCCAAAGGUAGCCUAGCAAUUAAUACCCAACAUCUAAUGACCACAGGGAAGGUGUCAUCCCAAGGCAUCACACAGGUGGAGAAAAUCUUUGGAAGCACUGCUCUGGUGGCAAUGACCAAAGGAGCCCGGUUCAUAGGUGUGGCCGCUGCAGGUCUCUUCCUUGUGCUAGAUGUGGUCAACCUCAUAGAAGACUCAAAGCAUUUGCAUGAGGGUGCAAAGACAAAGUCUGCUGCAAAGCUGCGGCAGAAGGCUCAGGAACUGGAGCAGAAGUUGCAGGAGCUCAUCCGGGUGCAUGACAUCCUGACUCAGUGACCUCUCUUCAGUGCAGCUCAGAACUGUAGGUAGGCGCUGCCCUGAACAAGGCCACAGACACAUGAGAGGCCCUGACUGUAUCCCAUCACAGCAAUGCCCCUGUGGCAGCAGUGCCUGCUAGAGGGAGAGGACACAGUCUGGGGAAGUGAUGAGGUUUAAUUGCUAUUGAAGUUUAAAAUCUGCUGCAAUUGGAUGAGAUCUGUUGAGAUGCACA
Molecule: messenger RNA, 2086 nt
Organism: Alexandromys fortis (reed vole)
Lineage: Eukaryota; Metazoa; Chordata; Mammalia; Rodentia; Cricetidae
Product: apolipoprotein L3-like
Exons: 4
Coding region: 802-1872 (356 amino acids)
Biological process (GO): lipoprotein metabolic process; lipid transport
Cellular component (GO): membrane; extracellular region
Molecular function (GO): lipid binding
Source: RefSeq, a predicted model, not a curated record